Messenger RNA from Tachysurus vachellii, 2160 nucleotides. It is a transcript of the gene ddit3, whose product is annotated as DNA-damage-inducible transcript 3. The transcript is spliced from 4 exons. Gene Ontology annotation, biological process: ER overload response; intrinsic apoptotic signaling pathway in response to endoplasmic reticulum stress; negative regulation of transcription by RNA polymerase II. Gene Ontology annotation, molecular function: protein heterodimerization activity; transcription factor binding; RNA polymerase II cis-regulatory region sequence-specific DNA binding. Gene Ontology annotation, cellular component: CHOP-C/EBP complex; CHOP-ATF3 complex; CHOP-ATF4 complex. The coding region runs from base 301 to 1110 and encodes 269 amino acids. NCBI's taxonomy places the organism in Eukaryota, Metazoa, Chordata, Actinopteri, Siluriformes, Bagridae. The record is from RefSeq and is a predicted model, not a curated record.
GGUUGCACUACAGCCUCCUAUAUAAACUGCCCCGGGAGUUUCCGAAAUUCAUACUCGGUGACUUCAACUGAACAAUGGUUAACAUGAACUAUCGGCAAUCUCAACAAAAAUAUAUACACAACCCGAGUCCACGACAGUCGAGAAAACGGCAUAAUAAAAGGAAAAGGAAUUACUGGGACACAAUAUCACCGACAUCUCACAAUCACACUUGAUUAAGAAGAAACGCUUUUAAGGUCUGGUGUGCUGGGUGUAGGAGUGUGUUGAGUCGUCGUGUCUGUGCGUAGCAGCUGAUUGGUUGAGAUGACUGCGGAGUGGAUGUACCCCCCCGGCGUGGCGCCGCUGUGUGGUGCAGAGUUGGAGGCGUGGUAUGAAGACUUGCAAGAUAUAUUGGGAUCCGAUGCAGGUGGGGCCAAGCACACACGCCCCCCGCCCUGCGCCGAGAAAGAGCCGGAGUUCCUGGAUGUCUUGGAGAGCUGCUCACUCACCUGGCUGACGGAGGGGCAGGUGUGGGGGGAGGGGGUGCAGCGUGUGAUGGAGGAGCCUUCACCAUCUCCGCUGCUCCUCAGCCAGCCACCGGCACAGGAGGAGCAGCGUGGUGCACGAGAGACGGCAAGCUCUGGUGCAGGAGACCUUCUGCCCCCCGAGUUCUUCGAGCUGCUGAGUGAAGGAGGAGUUGGCCUGGUGGAAACUGGGGCGGCUAUGGUCACCAAUGGCUACCACCACCACCACCCCCCGAACCCUCCGCCUGCCUCCCCAUCAGCCAGCGAGGAAGAGCUGCCCACAGUCCCAAACUCGUCCCCGUCCUGCUCCUCAUCCUCCUCAUCCUCGCUGUCGCCUUCCCUUAACUGCUCACCUUCCUCCUCCCCUCCUCUCUCUCCUCCACCAGCCCCUACCUCUUCACGUCUGGGCAAGAGGAAGAAAGGGAGUGCACUUUCGUCACCUUUCUCAGGGAAGAAGAGCAGAAAGGAGCGGGAACAGGAGAAUGAGAGGAAGGUGCAGGAGCUGACCGACCAGAACGAGAGGCUUAAAGCCGAGAUUGAGCGACUUGGCGAGGAAGUUCAGCGGACACGCCGCGCUCUCAUCGAGAGGCUCGUCAAUACCAGGAAGUGAGGGGUUACGGGAAGUGUGGUAGACAGAGAAAGGUGUGAAAGAAAGAAGAAACCAGUAGAAGAAUCAAAUGGUAACCAUGAAAUGCACAUAUGGAGACAAAAAAGAGAGGACAAGGCAUGUGGAAUCUGGGGAAGGGAGAAUGUGAUUUUUUUAUUUUUUUUUAUUUUGUUUUAAAGGGUCUUCCCCAAAAAUGAAGGCUAGAGACAGAAAGUGUGAUGAAAUCUGACUUGACUAUAGAAAUAGAAAGACCCCAGGUUUAUAGUUAUUACCGUAAUAAUCUGCAUCAGUAAUCAGGCACCUUAUUGAUCAUUUAAACAACUGUUUCGUACACAAGAAGCAGAUUAUAGGUGUAUUGUAUUUUUCCUAAAUGCAGUAUCCAUCACAUGUUGCUUUUUGUACUAGACUGUAGAAAUAGGAUGUAGAACUCUUGCCGUGGUAACUGACUCUGGGGGUAGGUGUAACUGGCAAAUACUUUACCAACUAUAGAAAUUAAAGCACUUAUUUGUCCAUUUACUCUUAAAAAGGAUUUGUGAGACAUGUAUAAUGGUUUUAUGCAAGGAUUCUCUGUGCAUUUCAUUGUAACCCAAUUAAUAGAGGUAGAUCAAUAUUGUCUUCUUAUGACAAAUUAAAAGGGCUUAAACAAAUGUUAUGGUAGAAUUAGCUCAGGACUUUUUUUUUUUUUUUUCCCCCCGAAAGAGAGACUGCAUUUGUAAUUUUUUUUUUUUUUUCUGAAGCUCAGCUCAAGCCAUGGCCUUUAAGCGUGGAUGGAUGGGGUAGGGGAAAUGUGGUGGGUCUAGUAGUCAUUAUUUAUCACUUUCGUAAUUUAGCCAUUUAGAUUAUGCAGUUCAAGCUGACCCAUGCUUAUUUUUCUAUUGUAUCUUCCUAUCUGAUCACUCAUUUUAUAUAUCAUUAUUUACACGGUAGUAUUGUGCAAUAAGUAAAAGAUGCAUGCUGUAUUGUAUUUGUAUAGUCAAAGGUGAUAGAAUUUCCCUUUUUUGGUCUUUACUGUAUUGUAUACAUUUACUAAUAAAAAUUUGAAUAACAAGUUAA